UGAGCGGGGGGCGCAGGGCGCAGGGCGCCGAGCGGCGGAGCCAUGGACUGCAGCCGGCUGCGGACGCUCGUGCACAGAUACUGUGCAGGGGAAGAGAACUGGGUGGAUAGCCGGACCAUCUACGUGGGACACAGAGAGCCCCCUCCCGGUGCUGAGGCCUACAUCCCACAGAGAUACCCGGACAACAGGAUCGUGUCCUCCAAGUAUACGUUUUGGAACUUCAUACCCAAGAACCUGUUUGAGCAAUUCAGAAGAAUCGCCAACUUCUAUUUUCUUAUCAUAUUUCUGGUGCAGCUGAUCAUCGACACGCCCACCAGCCCCGUGACCAGCGGGCUGCCCCUCUUCUUUGUCAUCACCGUCACAGCCAUCAAGCAGGGUUAUGAAGAUUGGCUUCGCCAUAAAGCGGACAAUGCCAUGAACCAGUGUCCCGUCCACUUCAUCCAGCACAGCAAGCUCGUUCGGAAGCAGAGUCGGAAGCUGCGGGUGGGGGACAUCGUCAUGGUCAAGGAGGACGAGACGUUUCCCUGUGACCUGAUCUUCCUGUCCAGCAACCGGGCCGACGGAACCUGCCACGUCACCACGGCCAGCUUGGACGGCGAGUCCAGCCACAAGACUCACUAUGCCGUCCAGGAUACGAAGGGGUUCCGCACGGAGGAGGAAAUCGGGGGACUGCAGGCUACCAUCGAGUGUGAGCAGCCCCAGCCCGACCUCUACAAGUUUGUCGGCCGCAUCAACAUCUACAGUGACCUGAGUGACCCUGUGGUGAGGCCGCUUGGCUCCGAAAACCUGCUUCUGAGAGGAGCCACACUGAAGAACACCGAGAGAGUCUUCGGAGUUGCUAUUUACACCGGCAUGGAGACCAAGAUGGCUUUGAACUACCAGUCCAAGUCCCAGAAGAGAUCUGCAGUAGAGAAAUCCAUGAAUGUGUUCCUCAUCGUGUACCUGUGCAUCCUCGUCAGCAAAGCGCUCGUCAACACUGUGCUGAAGUACGUGUGGCAGAGCGAGCCCUUCCGGGACGAGCCGUGGUACAAUCAGAAAACCCAGUCGGAGCGGCAGAGGAACCUGUUCCUCAGGGCCUUCACUGACUUCCUGGCCUUCAUGGUCCUCUUCAACUACAUCAUCCCGGUGUCCAUGUACGUCACGGUGGAGAUGCAGAAGUUCCUCGGCUCCUACUUCAUCACCUGGGACGAGGACAUGUUCGACGAGGAGACGGGGGAGGGGCCCCUGGUGAACACGUCUGAUCUCAACGAAGAGCUGGGGCAGGUGGAGUAUGUCUUCACAGACAAGACCGGCACGCUCACGGAGAACAACAUGGAGUUCAAGGAGUGCUGCAUUGAGGGCCACGUCUAUGUGCCCCAUGUCAUCUGCAACGGGCAGGUGCUUCCUGACUCCUCAGGCAUCGACAUGAUCGACUCUUCCCCCAGUGUCAGUGGCCGGGAGCGGGAGGAGCUGUUCUUCCGGGCUCUCUGCCUGUGCCACACCGUGCAGGUGAAGGACGACGAUGACGUGGAUGGCCCCAGGAAGUCACCGGACUCGGGGAAGUCCUGUGUCUACAUCUCCUCCUCGCCCGACGAGGUGGCGCUGGUGGAAGGCGUCCAGAGGCUUGGCUUCACGUUCCUGAGGCUGAAGGACAACUACAUGGAGCUGCUCAACAGGGAGAGCGACGUUGAGAGGUUCGAAUUGCUGGAAAUUCUGAGUUUCGACUCAGUGAGGAGGAGAAUGAGUGUGAUUGUGAAGUCUGCUACAGGAGACAUUUAUCUGUUCUGCAAAGGAGCAGACUCUUCCAUAUUUCCCAGAGUCGUAGAAGGCAAAGUGGAGCAGAUCCGGGCCAGAGUCGAGCGCAACGCAGUGGAGGGGCUCCGGACCUUGUGUGUUGCCUAUAAAAAGCUCAACCCGGAGGAGUAUGAAGGCGUUGGCAAGCUGCUGCAGGCCGCCAAGGUGGCGCUUCAGGACCGGGAGAAGAAGUUAGCAGAAGCCUACGAGCAGAUCGAGAGGGACCUGAUUCUGCUCGGCGCCACGGCUGUGGAGGACAGGCUCCAGGAGAAAGCGGCCGACACCAUCGAGGCCCUGCAGAAGGCAGGGAUCAAAGUGUGGGUGCUCACGGGAGACAAGAUGGAGACGGCCGCCGCCACGUGCUACGCCUGCAAGCUGUUCCGCAGGAGCACGCAGCUGCUGGAGCUGACCACCAAGAAGCUGGAGGAGCAGAGCCUGCACGACGUGCUGUUCGAGCUGAGCAAGACCGUCCUGCGCCACAGCGGCAGCCUCACCAGGGACCACUUCUCCGGCCUUUCCACGGACGGGCAGGACUACGGGCUGAUCAUCGACGGCGCGGCGCUGUCCCUGGUGCUGAAGCCUCGGGAGGAGGGCAGCUCCGGCAACUACCGAGAGCUCUUCCUGGAGAUCUGCCGCAACUGCAGCGCCGUGCUGUGCUGCCGCAUGGCGCCCCUGCAGAAGGCGCAGAUUGUUAAAUUAAUCAAAUUUUCAAAAGAACACCCCAUCACCUUAGCCAUUGGCGAUGGCGCAAAUGAUGUCAGCAUGAUCCUGGAGGCCCAUGUGGGCAUAGGUGUCAUCGGGAAGGAGGGCCGCCAGGCGGCGAGGAACAGCGACUAUGCAAUCCCCAAGUUCAAGCACCUGAAGAAGAUGCUGCUGGUGCACGGGCACUUCUACUACAUCCGGAUAGCCGAGCUCGUGCAGUACUUCUUCUACAAGAACGUCUGCUUCAUCUUCCCGCAGUUUCUGUACCAGUUCUUCUGUGGCUUUUCACAGCAGACCCUGUAUGACACUGCGUAUCUGACCCUGUAUAACAUCACCUUCACCUCGCUUCCCAUCCUCCUGUACAGCCUGAUGGAGCAGCACGUCAGUGCCGACGCCCUCAAGAGGGACCCAGUGCUGUACAGAGACAUCGCCAAGAACGCGCUGCUCCGCUGGCGGGUGUUCAUUUACUGGACGUUCUUGGGAGUCUUUGACGCCCUGGUAUUUUUCUUUGGUGCUUAUUUCAUGUUUGAAAAUACAACGGUGACCAGCAACGGCCAGAUAUUUGGAAACUGGACCUUCGGGACGCUGGUGUUCACCGUGAUGGUGUUUACAGUCACGCUCAAGCUGGCGUUGGACACACACUACUGGACCUGGGUCAACCACUUCGUCAUCUGGGGCUCGCUGCUCUUCUACGUCGUCUUCUCCCUGCUCUGGGGAGGGAUCAUCUGGCCGUUCCUCAGCUACCAGCGGAUGUACUACGUGUUCCUGCACAUGCUGUGCAGCGGGCCCGCCUGGCUGGCCGUGGUGCUGCUCGUCACCGUCGGCCUGCUCCCCGACGUCCUGAAGAAGGUCCUGUGCCGGCAGCUGUGGCCCACGGCCACAGAGAGGAUCCAGAACGCGAGCGUGUGGUGUUGGGACGGCAUUCCCGGAUUCACCCCUCUCGAGCCUCUGCAGAGCCCAGGCCGCCGGAGCCCCGGUGCCCUGGCCGUGAGGACGACACGUGCUGUCUACAGGAGCCAGGAGUACUGCGUGCUCGCACCUGGCCUCGCUCUUCCCCGCGGCUGCUGCUACUCCAGCUGGAGACACGGCCGCCGCACAUCCAGGCCGGGGACACCGGUGUGAUGGCCGUCCCCACCCCGCCCCUGAGAGCUGUGCUCCCAGGGCCCAGGGAGGCGAGCAGGGGCUCCCAGCACGCCAUGGACUGGGCCAGCACUGCCGUCGUCACCCGUGGGGCCUGGUGGCCCCGAGCGUCCAGCUGGACUGGGAGGAAGGACAUUCUGUGUGCACCGCAGGCGCGAGGCGGGUGCCCGUGCCCAUGCCCCGCGUCGUCAGCCUCCUGUUAUCCCGUGUGUCACUCGAAGAGCAGAGCUGUCCAGGGACUGUGCCCUGCAGUGGGCACCUGGGGGGCACAGUGGCAUGAAGAAGUCCCCUGACGCCCGGUCUGGGAACGGCCACGUCAGGCCCUGAGUGGCCUGGUCCACUUCCCCGGCCCACGCCCGGCCUUGCCGCCUCCACCCCCCAGUGCUGAGCGGGUUCCUCACAGGCCAGGCCCCGGCUGCUCGUGCGGAGAUACUGUGAGGGGCGGCCCCCGUUUCCUGAGAGCUCCCCUUCCUGUCUGGACGAGAGGGUGCUGGGGCCCUCCUCUGCCAGGCCCAGCCACUGUUAGAGGAAGAGGUUUCACGGGUGUGGGGGCAGUCUGGGUGUGGGUGCGUGGCCAGAGACAUGGCCCCUGGGGCAGAGGUGGUCUCUGGCUGUGUCCAGCAGGCUGUGGCGGCCAGAGCGUCCCAAGGUCUCGCCCUGGUGGUCUUGGGGUGUUGUCUGGGCUUCCUUCAUGGGGCUUCUGUGCUUGGAACCAUUGCUCCUGCUGGGUGACCGGAGGCAGCCCGAGUGUUCCUAGCGAUGGUGUGCCACGAUGCCUCGGGGGUGCAGCGCGCCGGGGGUCCCAGGUGCUUCCUGGGGUGUUCUUGAAGUGCAGGUCUCACAGUCGAUCGUGUGGCAGCCGGGAGUUGGGCAUAGUGGCCCCUGUCAAGUGUGUGCGUGGGGCAGGGGCGAGGAGGUCCGCGUGGGAUGGGGGUGAGCACCAAACCAAAGACGGGGGGCGCCCGCCCUGCCCGCAGUGCCCUCCCCGCGUGCAGCCCCCCGCUCCAUGGCCCAGUGCGUGCCAGCCGCACAGUGGCCUGUGCAUUUUUACCGCCCCUUUUUCAACACCCAACACAGACACAAGUGUGACGCCCGUGGGGAGAGAUUCCUGUUUAGUUAACAAAUUAUUUGUAAUGUAUUUUUUUAGAACUUCUGAAAUUGCCUUUGCACUGAAGUAUUUUCCUAGCUAUUUAUAUCUUUUCCUCCUUUGUUGGUCGGGGUCUGUGGUUUCUGAAGUAUCUUUUAAAGCUUCCGCCUGUUAAGUUGGUGACGUUCUGGCCUCUCUGCACUGCGUUCCGGCCCAGGCUCCAGAGUGGCUUUGCACUUGGACUGCCCCACGCCACCUCCGUGCUGGCAGCCAGGAUUCACCGCAUGUCCCGAUCUCGUCUGCUUUUCUGUUGUUUUGGUUUCCGUCCUUGAGCCUUAAAGCCACGCGGCCCCUGCCUGCCGGCCCCGGCCCCGGCUGGCCGGCUCCGGACGUGUGCGUGUCGGUGUGAGAGCCACUCCAGCUCCGCGCCCUGCAGUGGAACAAGCCGACAGCUGUGCCUGACAACCCGGGACGCACGGGGCAACCUUUCCCACGGGACUGGCAGCGACGCGCCCUCCCCUGCUGCUGCACGGUGACCAUGGGAACCUGUGCUCCGCACAGCCAUGUGCGUGUGCAAGCGCUCACGUGUGUGCACACGCCAGACAUGCCUCCACUCCCUCCUGGUGCGCCACACGCUCUGCCCCGUUCCAGGCCGGGCCUGGGCAGGGACAGCUCCGUGGCCGUGCACGGGCGUACGUCGCACACACACCUCCGUGGGGCGAAGAGGCUCCUCCUGGCACAGACGGCAGGGCUUUGCCAAGCAGGCCCUGGGCCCUGUCCUGGACUGUGCGGCCCCUUCAGGGCCACCCCUGCGCGAGCCCAGGUGGCCGCAAGGAGGUCCUGCACCCAGGGACUCCCGGGCAGCCUGGGCAGAGGCUUGCUCCCCUUCCUGGUCCACAGGUGUGUCUGACUGUGCCGGGCUUGUGGGGGAACCACAGCACCACAGCCUCCGCCCACAGGGCACCCCCGGCUGCGUCGGUCCAGGGAGCGCCCAGCCUCCUCUUCAGCCCAAGGCCAAGUCCAGUGUUGAACGAGCGCCACUGCUUUGUCUCAAAGUCCUUGGUCUGACGGCCGUGUUCCUUCUGGAAGUCCCCAUUGGCCCCGGCAGGCGCGGUCUCGGUUUUGAGCCAGCGGCGGGGUGAGAGCCAGUCCUGGUUGUGUCUGGGCAAAGCUUUAAGAGAACGGGUCGCAAGCACUAGACGGCGUGAGUCUACUUUUGCAGAGAAAAAUCUAAAGAUCAGUUUCUAUAGCUUUAUUUUUUACCUUAUAAAUAAGAAUUUUAAUAUGCAUAUGUUGUGUCUGAACGCCCUAAGGUGUGUCUGCUUUGCCAUCUGUCACUCGUCACGUCAUGGGACACGAGAAUCCUCACGUGCACUUAACACGUGUGACUGUCGCUGACGGCGUCAAUGCUGGAGUUUAUUUUUAAAUUACUAAGCGUAGUAGCUGUGUUCAACACGAAUCACCCAACGGCAGUGUUUCACUGAUCAUUCAUUAACCUGCUCGGAAGAAUUAAAUUGUGACUCAC
Lepus europaeus (European hare) is the source of this 6227-nucleotide messenger RNA. RefSeq names its product ATPase phospholipid transporting 11A (gene ATP11A). Gene Ontology annotation, biological process: phospholipid translocation. Gene Ontology annotation, cellular component: recycling endosome; plasma membrane; endoplasmic reticulum. Bases 43 to 3597 code for a protein of 1184 amino acids. NCBI's taxonomy places the organism in Eukaryota, Metazoa, Chordata, Mammalia, Lagomorpha, Leporidae. Gene Ontology annotation, molecular function: ATP binding; ATP hydrolysis activity; ATPase-coupled intramembrane lipid carrier activity. The transcript has 29 exons. The record is from RefSeq and is a predicted model, not a curated record.